AUGAGGACAGGAAACGCUCUGCCAGCACUGAACUGUUUGGCAUGCGUUGCUUCGACGCAAAGUGUGCUGGCCUCGUCAGAGGAUAACUGGCCUCUUGGGAACGACUUUACGCUUUGGAAGUCACAGAAUAAACUGGAGAUUGUGAAAGGCAGACUCAGCGUUUGGAGCACUGGCAUCCAAGAGCCAUUCAUUAGUGCCAGCGCUGGCAAUGACUCCGUUGUUGGCUCGAAUGGCGCUUUUCAGAUCGCUCAGGUUGACGAGUCGAAAUGCUCUGGACAGAAUAUCACCGGCAUAGAGCAAGUGCUUUGGAAUAACACAGCUACUGGAUCCGCGGCUCAAAUCAGCGGACAUCUCUUGGACUGUGGCAGUGCUUCCGCAGAAUAUGCUCUUACGCUUUGGGUCCCAGGCAAUCUGAGUGAUAGGGUUGCCUUCUACUUGGACGUAUCGCCUUCGACGAACAUCGAUCACCCACUGAAAAAGCUAUACUUCAGCUUCGAUUCUUCCGCCAGUGAGGACUUUUACGGGCUAGGCGAGCAGCCUUCGUUUGCGUCACUGAAGAAUCAAAGUAUUCCAAUCAUUUCUCGCGAGCAGGGCGUUGGACGAGGUGAUGAGCCUAUCACAUCAAUUGCGAAUGCCAAUGGAUCAAUUGCUGGAGGUAACUUCUACACAUCAUACACCGCGGUGCCAUCGUACAUUACCACUGAUAGUCGACUCUUCUACCUCUCCGAGAAGAGCACCGGCUAUGCCAAUUUCACCUUUGCACAGGACAAGGUGACGAUUCGGUAUGAUUCUCUGAGCGUGGAUGGGGCUUUCACGAGAACCAAGAACUUGUUCGAUGCCAUUGAGGCUUUAACAGCAUACUCUGGACGAAUGCCGCCUUUACCGAAGUGGGUUGAUGAAGGAGCAAUUCUGGGUAUCCAAGGUGGUCAGGAUAAGGUGAAUAGCAUUGUCGAGCAGGGUUUGAACCUCAGCACUCCCAUCGCCGCUGUGUGGCUGCAGGACUGGUGUGGCACGCAUAAGCAGACUGGUCCUUACAUCAACAUCUCAAGACUGUGGUGGAAUUGGGAGAAUGACCAGGUCCUAUACCCUACUUGGAAUGAAUUCGUCCAAAAUCUUCGAGACAAGCACAAUGUCAGAACGCUGUCAUACGUCAACACGUUCUUGGCGAAUGUCUCAACGAAGGAUACUGGGUAUCGACGGAAUCUGUACGACGAAGCAAGUGCAGCGCAGUACUUUGUGCAAAACACCACGACAAAUUCUACGGCCAUCAUAUCGAGCGGACCGGGCUUGAAUGCAGGUGUUGUUGACCUCACCAAUCCUGGUUUGCGUGAAUGGUUCAUCGACGUGCUCCGUACACAAGUCUGGAAUGCCAACAUCAGCGGCUUCAUGACCGACUUCGGCGAAUACACCCCUCUGACAGGAGAUGUCAAAGUCUACGGCGCAGUCAGUGAUGCCUUCUUCUACCACAAUGCCUAUCCUACCCAAUGGUCCCAGAUCCAUCGCCAAGUGGUCGAAGAGCUCGGUCUGCAAGACGAAGCCGUCAAUUUCCACCGUUCCGCAUCUCAGCGCUCAAGCAAAUACCAAAACCUCUUCUGGGUCGGCGAUCAAAACGUCAACUGGGGCGUGCACGAUGGAAUCAAAUCCGUCAUCACAAUCAUGCUCCACAUGGGCGUUUCAGGUUUCGCCCAACAACACUCUGACGUUGGCGGCUACACCACCGUCCUCACCUAUCAAAACUACAACAUCACCCGCUCCCCAGAACUCCUCGGUCGCUGGGGCGAACUAGCGGCCGUCAGCAGUGCAGUCUUCAGAUCCCACGAAGGCAACAUCCCUUCCGUCAACGCACAAUUCUACAGUAAUACCAGCACUUACACUUACUAUGCUUACAACGCGAGAAUGUUUGUCUCGCUCGCAAAGUACCGACGUAGAAUUUUGCAGACCGAAAGCGAGACCAAGGGUUGGCCGUUACUGAGGCCUCCGGUUUUGUACCAUCCGGAAGAUUUGAUGGCGAGAAAAAUUAGUUUUCAGAGUUUUUAUCUUGGGAGGGAUUUGUAUGUUGCGCCGGUUUUGGAUCCGGGGACGUUUGAGGUUGCGGUGUAUUUGCCGCCGGGUGAUGGGAAGAAGAGGACUUAUGAGCAUGUUUGGAGUGGGACUAUUUACGAUGGUGGACGGCAUGUCACUGUUUCGGCGCCGUAUGGUCAGCCGGCGGUUUUCAUCGUGAAUGGUGCCAGGACUCCUGAGCUGGAACCAUUUUUGGAAUUCGUGAAGAAGGAGAAUGCGACGAAGCUUAGUAUCGACUAA
Messenger RNA from Pseudocercospora fijiensis CIRAD86, 2301 nucleotides. Its product is annotated as glycoside hydrolase family 31 protein. The transcript has a single exon. Lineage: Eukaryota; Fungi; Ascomycota; Dothideomycetes; Mycosphaerellales; Mycosphaerellaceae. The record is from RefSeq and is a predicted model, not a curated record. Gene Ontology annotation, molecular function: hydrolase activity, hydrolyzing O-glycosyl compounds; carbohydrate binding. The coding region runs from base 1 to 2301 and encodes 766 amino acids. Gene Ontology annotation, biological process: carbohydrate metabolic process.